UAAUUUAGAUUUUCUUGAAAAGUUACAAUGUUUUAGUGCAGAUUUUCAGUUUAAACCAACUACAGAAUUAGAAAGUAAAGGUUGAAAUGGUCAGGCUUGAUAUCAUAUUAACCAGUCAAGGAAAUAAAGGUUGUCUAAUAAAGAAAACUGAGUCAAAAAGAUAGACCUUAGAAUUUUGAAAAUUUCUCCCUCUUUGUACUCUUAAUCUCCUAUAUGUCUCAUACUGCAAAAAAUUCUAAAUCUUCAUAGUUCAUACAAACGAAAAUGGCAGCAGAAACCACUAAAGAAUUACCUGACGAAUGUUGGGUGAUGAUCUUCAACCAUCUCAAUCAUGAAAGUGAUCAUGAAUCAAUCUCUUUAGUCUGUAAGAGAUUUCUGUCAAUCACCAAUUCGAUCCGAGUUAGCAUGAAAGUAUUCAAUCCAUCAAUCCAAGUCCUCUAUAAGCUGCUGCAAAGAUUCUGCAGCAUUAAGAAACUACAGCUUAGUGGCUUCUUAGGAGACCUUAGUAAAGCUGUUCUUGCAAUUACACAAUCUGAAUUGCACCUGGAAGAGCUAGAUCUUUCCUAUAAUAGAAGUCUCGAAACAAUUUGUUUCGAGCAGCUGAGCUUAAAACUGAAGAAUCUCAAGAUACUUGAUUGUUCAAGUUGUCUGGGAGAUGCUGAUCUUGUCAGAAUAGCAAACUCAUUUCCCCGGCUGGAGGAGCUAGUGAUCGGGGACUCCGAUUAUGAAUAUAAUGGUAAGCGCGUUGUUGUGACUGAUGACGGGAUAGAUUAUCUGUCAUCUAAGCUCAAGAGAUUGCGCAAGAUAAAACUUUCACAUAAUAAGUACAUUUCAGAUAAGUCCCUUGUUUCCCUGUCAUCAAACUGUGAGUUUCUUGAGCAAGUUAAUGUAUUCUUUUGUGGUGUGACAGAACAUGGAUUUUCGUUCCUUGUAAACAAUAGCCGUCACUUGAGAACCUUGCUUCUAUCAGCACAUUUUCAGAUAGAAUCAUUUAGACUCAAAAGUUCAACUAGUUUCGCCUCAAAAUUACAGUCUGUGUCAUUCAUAAAAGUAGGAAUUUCCGACAAGUUUUUAGAAGCUAUAGCAGAGGCACAAAUUCCUCUAACUGAUCUUUCUCUCUUAUACUGCAAAAGCUACACGUUUAAUGGAUUAUUGAAGCUACUAUACUCGUAUCAAUCGUUAAAAACUUUAGUUCUUCGAGGAGCAGAGUUUCUUACAAAUGAGCAUAUAGAGAACUUGUCCUCAUUUCUCCAUAGCUUGACAUCAAUCUCGCUCUCUGACAGUCCAGAGCUAUCGGAUUCAGCUUUUGUUAUGCUCAUACAAAGAUGUCCUCUACUAUGUCAUCUUGAAAUGGUAAGAACAAGCCUGGGAAGAGAAGAAUACAAUCAUGAUAGCCUAAUAAAGAAGCAUUUUGCAUUGAAGCACUUGGAUUUAUCAUCAAAUUCUUACUUGAACACUUCAGGUCUAAAAAGACUCCUUCAUUUCUGUCCCAAAUUGGAGAAGAUCAGACUAUAUGCUUGUUUUCAACGUUAUAACCAACUCGAUGUGGCUGAUAUAUUGGAGUGCAACAAGGGAGUUGUUAACUUGGUUAUAAGUAGUUGUCAACUGAAAUUGUCCAGAAAAGACGCGGAAAUCUCUAUGUUAGAGACAUUGAAUGCACAGUAUUCAGAAAUUAACAAUGAAGUUCUAGCAAUGUUAGGGAGGAUCAGCCCUAGACUAGUUCAUUUGGAUCUGAUGGAGUGCGAAAACUUGACAGAAGAAGGGGUAAAGGAGGUGGUGAAAUCGUGUAGAAGACUCAGAUUUUUAAGCCUGAGUGCAUGUGAGAAUGUGGAUACUAACAUUAUAGCAUGGAUUGUCACUAAUAGACCGUCUUUGAGACGUGUGGUCUCACCAUCUUGCUCAUACCCCGACGAAGAAGAGCAGAAACACUUCUUGCAGCAAGGUUGCCUUGUUACUAAAGGUGCACAUUAUGAAAUAUGAAGACUAUUAAGUAGUCUUAAAAGUUAAAGUGUGUUUAAUUCUUGCUGCCUACAUCUUGGCCUGAUGUUUUUCUCCUUCUCUUUGGUUUGUAUGAGGCUCCCUUCUUGUAUCUUCUUGUGCACUGUAUUCACCUUAAUAACAAUUAAGAAAUUUGAGUUUGUAAA
This is a messenger RNA of Beta vulgaris subsp. vulgaris (sugar beet), 2144 nucleotides long. RefSeq names its product F-box/LRR-repeat protein 14. NCBI's taxonomy places the organism in Eukaryota, Viridiplantae, Streptophyta, Magnoliopsida, Caryophyllales, Amaranthaceae. Gene Ontology annotation, molecular function: protein binding. The transcript has a single exon. The record is from RefSeq and is a predicted model, not a curated record. Bases 265 to 1980 code for a protein of 571 amino acids. Gene Ontology annotation, biological process: SCF-dependent proteasomal ubiquitin-dependent protein catabolic process. Gene Ontology annotation, cellular component: SCF ubiquitin ligase complex.